Molecule: messenger RNA, 1431 nt
Organism: Trichoplax adhaerens
Lineage: Eukaryota; Metazoa; Placozoa; Uniplacotomia; Trichoplacea; Trichoplacidae
Exons: 12
Coding region: 1-1431 (476 amino acids)
Molecular function (GO): protein binding
Source: RefSeq, a predicted model, not a curated record
AUGAACAAGGGAAAAGGAUUUCAAGAAAAGAUAGCUUGUCGUUCACUUAGCAUUCAGCUCGCUAGAAGAAUAGCUAAACAUGAAAAGCAAUUACAGAAGCUGACCAGUUAUUAUCAGGAUUACAUAAAUAAGCAUAAGCAAUCUAUCAAGCAAUCUCCUAAUUCAACUGAUUGCUGUAUUAGCGAGAAUAAUGAUAAAACCGGAAAUAUAUCCAAACAUAAUCCAGUAACAUGUCCCGACGAUAUGAUAGCCAGUCAGGAUACCGCUUUGUUCUUACCUACACUACAAAUGUUUGAUAACGAUGAUGACGAUAAUCAAGCAUUAACCCAAAUUGAAGAUCAUGACGGUCAUAUUGAAAAUGAUAGUCAAUUAACAGGUCAUGAUAUCGAUUUGGUUAGUAAUCUACAAGGAAAUGGUAUGGAAACUGUUGAAGAUGAUAGUUUAUUGAUGUUGGAGGCAAAAGCAACCCCAUCAUAUAAAUGCGAUAACAAUGCUAGCAUAAAUAGCGACAACUCUCAUGCCUUAAGUACUGGAAAUAAAAGACAACAAUCUGUAGAUACCAAAAUAAAAUCACUUAAUUGGACUAUCAAUAGCUGCGCAGACGUUGAUGACAUAGAGAAAAGUAGUACAACGUUGUAUGAAUUUCAAUUACAAGCAUGUUUACAGGUUAAAGAACCAGUCAAAUCGAUCGCUUUUUCAAGUAACAAUGGCAAUUGUAAUGACUCUAUUAAGAUAGCUACUUGUUCCGACCGAAUAAUCACUAUAUGGACAUUAUCAAAGGACGAUUUUUCUGAAUGGAAUUUCGUAAAAUGUCUCACAUGCGAUAAAAACAUGGAAAAAUUUAGCGAUGUUAACUUUCUCUCAACGGACACCGGAAUCUGUAUUUCAGUUACUGGUAAAUUUCGGGCAUCUCAUAAUAGAAUUUAUAGAAUAACAGACAAAGAAGACUUUAGUUUAGAACUUCGUAGCGGUUGUUCAAAGUUCCCGUGUAAAUGUGAAUAUCGAUCUGUAAAUUGUCCACCUGGUCACAAAAACGUUAUUACUGCAAUAUUGAAUGGAAACGAUAAAAAUUAUUACUUUAGAAAAUACUGUCUUGAUGACAAAUGCCAGAAUUUAAUAUCUUGUAAUGAUUUCGAAAAACCCAAUAUAUUAGAAAAGUUAUCGUCUAUUGUUGUAGCGCAUGGAUCUGAACUGAUGUUAUUAGGAUUAUUUGAAAAGACGAUUGUCCUAUGGAAUUGGAGUAACUAUCAAAUCACAAAGAGAAUAGCGCUAGACGGGUCGUUUAUUGAAAAAGAGGCUGCAAAAUGUUUUCGAGUUGUAAUCGAAAAGGACUGGCUGUUCGCAGUGAUUGGUUCCAGUUUCGAUAAGUUAACAUUAACUGCCAUAUCCUUCCGUUUAAUUGAAGAGCAAGGAAUUAAUAUUGGCCCUUGA